This is a messenger RNA of Phytophthora sojae, 1290 nucleotides long. RefSeq lists its product as hypothetical. NCBI's taxonomy places the organism in Eukaryota, Oomycota, Peronosporomycetes, Peronosporales, Peronosporaceae. The record is from RefSeq and is a predicted model, not a curated record. The transcript has a single exon. Gene Ontology annotation, molecular function: RNA binding; 5'-(N(7)-methylguanosine 5'-triphospho)-[mRNA] hydrolase activity; manganese ion binding. Gene Ontology annotation, cellular component: cytoplasm. Gene Ontology annotation, biological process: nuclear-transcribed mRNA catabolic process, nonsense-mediated decay; deadenylation-dependent decapping of nuclear-transcribed mRNA. The coding region runs from base 1 to 1290 and encodes 429 amino acids.
AUGACGUCCAAGACGUCCAAGAAGAAGCCGAGCCUGGCCGAGGUGAUGGACGAGCUGCAGAGCCGCUUCCUGGUGAACCUGCCCGAGUCGGAGCUGGCCUCGAGCGAGCGCCUCUUCUUCCAGAUCGAGCAGUGCUACUGGUUCUACGAGGACUUCUACGCCGACCAGUACGCGCACCUGCAGCACGUCAAGCUCAACGACUUCGCGCGGCAGAUGUUCGCGCACUGCCCGCUGCUGCGGCCGCUCGCGCACCGCUGCGACGAGCUGUUCCAGGACUUCAAGACGUACCAGCGCCAGGUGCCCGUGGUGGGCUGCAUCCUGCUCAACUCGGCGCGCACCAAGCUGGUGCUGGUGCGCAACUGGAAGGGCACGAGCUGGACCUUCCCGCGCGGCAAGGUGAACGAGGGCGAGUCGGACCUGGACUGCGCGCGGCGAGAGGUCUUCGAGGAGUGCGGCUACGACGUGGGCGACAGCCUCGCGCCCAAGCAGUACCUGGAGUUCGUGGCCAACGACCAGCGCAUGCGCAUGUACAUGUGCCCGGACGUGCCCGAGGAAUACGCGUUCGCGCCGCAGACCCGCAAGGAGAUCAGUACCAUCAAGUGGUUCACGUUCGACGCGCUGCCCAAGAAGACGUGGAGUGUCAUGCCCUUCAUGUCGAGAUUGAAGCGGUGGGUCAAGGGCCACAAGGCCACCAAGAAGAAGAGCAGCAACGCUGCUACCAACAGCACAGGCCGUGCAGCUUCAGCGCCGCGGAAUCGUCCGCUGACGUUGAUCACGAAUGGCGCGGCUCAGCAGAGCUCGGAGGGCAGCGGGGGAAAGAAGAAGACCGGCCAGGAGGAGCGGUCAGUUUCCACGCCGCACAACGACAGACCAACCUCGAACGGAUCCAGGAAAGCCAACCGCGGCCACUUCGGCACGGAGUUUGACACAGCCACGUCGUACGACGGGCUGAAUGACGAGACGUUCGGCAACGUCAAGACGGGCUUCAGCGUGGAAGAGAUGUUCAGCGUGAACGAGCGCCUCACGGGGCAGAAGUUUGAGUACGAUGGCAACCCGCACGACUUCGGCAAGCAGGCGUCGCGACCAACUGCAACGAGAGCAGCCGCUCCACUAUUUAACCCAACGGGCCCGACCCCGGUGCAGAUUCUUACGCGGCCUUCGUCAGCGCCGCUGAAGCGCGUUGAAGAGGAGACGUGUCCGUCGCCCAGUCCGCCUCGCCAGUCAACAGGCUCGUCACCGUUCGGGUCCUUCCAGUUUGACGCCGUGGAUAUCAUGGCCGUCGUGACGUAA